AAUUUGGAUCAUAAUUUUUUUAUUCUUUAUUUUAAAUGGAAAUUAUUCACAACACUGCAUGCAAUAAAUAUAAUAAUAAUAUCGAUAUUCAGAGUAAUUGAGAUCAUGGAAUAAAGAAUAAAAAUUUUUUUUUGUCAUAUUUUAAAUCAAUUGAAGGAUAUUCGUGAACAAAACUGCAUUGUCGAAAAUUGAAGAAAAAAUUGAAAAAAACUAUUUCGACUUUUAUAGUGCAUGAAAUUCACAAACGGCUAUUGCUCGCAUCCAAUUCAGUCUCGACAAAACAUUGCAUAAUUGUUUUUUUAUCCCAGACCAAAGACGCUCCUCAAACGAAAAUAUUACUGACUUAUCAUAAUUUUAGAUGGAUCAUUAAUCUAAAAAAUAGUUGAAGAAUUCAUCAUGAAUGAUGUGGUAGAUGUCAUUGCAACAAAUCAUUAUGGAAAUCAUGAUGAUAAUUAUCACAAUCAUCAUCUCCAUCAACAACAACAGCCAGAUAUUUCAUCGAAUAGUCUGCAAUCAACAAUUUCAAAUCACCAGUCACCAACAGCCACAACAACUUCAAUAUCCAGUAAUGGUAGUAACAGGAUUAAUACGAAUAUUCUAAUACCUGAAAAUUGUUAUGUGGGAGCUCGAGUGAUGAGAAAUUCCAAUGAUUGGAAAUGGGGAAAACAGGAUGGAGGUGAAGGUCAUCUUGGUACUGUUCGUAAUUUCGAAUCACCCGAAGAAGUAGUCGUUGUUUGGGAUAAUGGAACGGCUGCUAAUUAUCGUUGUAUGGGUGCCUAUGAUCUCCGAAUCGUGGAUAGUGCUUCAACGAGUGUUAAACACGAAGGAGCUAUGUGUGAUUUUUGUCGACAAUCGCCAAUUUUCGGCAUCCGAUGGAAAUGCGGGGACUGUAACAAUUAUGAUCUCUGUUCCAUCUGCUAUCAUGGUGAUAAACAUAAUCUAAAGCAUCGUUUCUUCAGAAUUUUAAACCCAGGUUCCAAUCGUUUUGCUGUUGAACCCAGAAGGAAAGGAAAAAAGAUAACAGUAAGAGGAAUAUUUCCUAAUGCUCGUGUAAUCCGUGGUGUCGAUUGGCAAUGGGAAGAACAAGAUGGUGGCAAUGGAAAACGAGGAAAAGUGACAGAAAUUCAGGAUUGGAGUGCUGCCAGUCCUCGAAGUGCAGCAUACGUCAUCUGGGAUAAUGGCUCUAAAAAUUUGUAUCGUGUUGGAUUCGAAGGAAUGGCAGAUUUAAAAGUUAUAAACGAUGCAAAAGGUUACACUGUUUAUCGUGAUCAUCUGCCAUUAUUGGGUGAACAGAGUGCUAAUAGAUCUGGCUGUCAUGAUUUUCAAGUUGGUAACCUAGUCAACAUUGAUCUUGAUCUGGAAGUUGUUAAAUAUCUGCAACAUGGUCACGGUGGUUGGACUGAUGGAAUGUUUGAAUGUCUAGGCACCACAGGUACUGUCAUAGAAAUUGAUGAAGAUUUUGAUAUUGUCGUCCGUUAUCCCAGCAACAACAAAUGGACCUUCAAUCCUGGUUGUUUGACUAAAGUGGGACAUACUUCCAACGAUAAUAAUGAUUCGAAUAGUACAAGCAAUGACUCGAAUGAUAUCAAUUUGAAUUUGUCACCAACGGUUAGUUAUGCAACAAGUAGUUUAACAUCUACUACAUUGAAUAUGCAAAAUCCUUUACAUCUAUUCCGUGUUGGCGAUCUGGUGAAAAUCUGUAGUGAUAUUGAAAAGGUAAAACUUUUACAACGUGGACAUGGUGAAUUUACACCAUUAAUGAUUCCAACGCUUGGAACUAUUGGUCGUGUUGUACAAGUUUACUCUGACAAUGAUCUAAAAAUUGAAGUUGAUGGUUUUUCAUGGACCUACAAUCCGGCUGUUGUCACCAAAGUUUCUUAUGACACGGCUACUAUAGAAGAUAUGGACAGCUUAAUAAAAAGGUUGUUCGAAACAACACAAAUCUCUACUGAUCCAAAUCAAGAAUUGGUUAAAUUGGCUGCCAAUGGUGAAGCGGUUAAAUGUGAUGAACUACUUAAAAGAGAUGAUGUCGAUGUGAAUGGAGUGUUUUCGUCUCAUACGGCUCUACAAGCGGCCAGUCAAAAUGGUCAUGUCGAAAUAAUCAAAGUCUUACUAAAACAUAAUGCAAACGUCGAGAUUGAAGACAAAGAUGGUGACCGCGCUGUUCAUCAUGCUGCGUUUGGUGAUGAACCAAUGGUUAUAAGUGUGUUGGCACAAGCACAUGCAGAUAUGAAUGCACGAAACAAACGCCGUCAGACUCCUUUACAUAUAGCUGUUAAUAAAGGUCACAUUCAGGUGGUUCGUAAACUUUUAGAUCUCGGAUGUCAUUCCAGCCUACAGGAUUGUGAAGGUGAUACUCCAAUGCAUGAUGCUAUAAGCAAAAAACGUGAUGAUAUACUCAAAUUAUUGCUGGAAUUCAACGCCGAUAUAACAUUGACGAACAAUAAUGGUUUCAAUGCUUUACAUCAUGCUGCAUUGAGAGGCAAUUCGAGCGCCACUCGAAUUUUAUUGGAAAAAUUACCUCGUAAAUGGAUAGUGGAUGAGAAAAAAGAUGAUGGUUACACUGCAUUACAUUUGGCUGCAUUAAACAAUCAUACACAAGUGGCUGAACUUUUGAUCAAAGUAGGAAAAGCCAAUAUGGAUUUGCAGAAUAUCAAUCUUCAAACGCCAUUGCAUUUAGCCGUUGAAAGACAACAUACUGAUAUUGUUAAGUUGUUGGUUAAAAAUGGAUGUAAUUUGAAUAUACCGGACAAAGAUGGUGAUACACCUUUACAUGAAGCAUUGAGACAUCACACACUUUCUCAAUUACGACAAUUACAAGAUGUUCAGGAUGUCGGAAAACUUUUGAUAGGUUUAGGAACAUCUGGAACAGAGAAAAAAAACAGUUCGACUAUUGCUUCGAUAUUGGUGUCGAAUGGUGGAGAUCUUCAUGCUAAAAAUAAAAAAGAUCAAACACCUUUAGAUCUUUGUCCAGAUCCACAUCUGAAUGAAGCACUGAAAAAAUGUCGAAAAGAAUUGAGCCAAGAUCAAGAAAAUGAACAGCCUACGAAUUCGAUAAUCUUGAACAAUUCAAUUGUACAAGAUCCAGAAUCAUUGAUUGAAUGUACAGUAUGUUCAGACAAUAAACGUGAUACUCUUUUUGGACCUUGCGGCCACAUAAUUGCUUGUUCGAUUUGUGCGACAAGAAUGAAAAAAUGUUUGAUAUGUAAAGAAAUGAUACAAACUCGAACAAAGAUUGAAGAAUGUAUGGUAUGUUCCGAACAAAAAGCCUCUAUAUUGUUUAAGCCAUGUGGUCACAUGUGUGCCUGUGAUAAUUGUGCAUCAAUCAUGAAAAAGUGUAUCCAAUGCCGGCAAACAAUAGAAGAAACUCAAACGUUCAUUUAUUGUUGUGGUAUUACGCCAUCAGCAACAGGCAACAAUCGGAACAAUAAUAAUUUAUUAAAGUCUGACAACAAAAUCAAGACUAACAACAUUUCUUGUUCAACAUUGUCUACAAAUAACAAUAAUAAAAGUCUGGAUGUACAAAAACUUCAGGAACAAUUACAAGAUAUCAAAGAACAGACUGCUUGUCCAGUGUGUUUAGAUCGUUUUAAAAAUAUGGUUUUCUUAUGCGGUCACGGAGCUUGUCAAAUGUGUGGUGAUCGUAUGACAUUUUGUCCAAUUUGUCGACAUACGAUUGAAAAUAGAAUUUUACUUUACUGAAAUUAGAUUUCAAUUCUUUAAUAUAUAUUAUAUAAAUAAAAUUUUCACUUACUAA
Molecule: messenger RNA, 3757 nt
Organism: Dermatophagoides farinae (American house dust mite)
Lineage: Eukaryota; Metazoa; Arthropoda; Arachnida; Sarcoptiformes; Pyroglyphidae
Product: E3 ubiquitin-protein ligase MIB1
Biological process (GO): protein ubiquitination; endocytosis; Notch signaling pathway
Cellular component (GO): cytoplasm
Molecular function (GO): protein binding; ubiquitin-protein transferase activity; zinc ion binding
Source: RefSeq, a predicted model, not a curated record